This is a messenger RNA of Thamnophis sirtalis, 4836 nucleotides long. NCBI's taxonomy places the organism in Eukaryota, Metazoa, Chordata, Lepidosauria, Squamata, Natricidae. The record is from RefSeq and is a predicted model, not a curated record.
AAGUGUCUGCGGCUGAACCCCGAUGUCCCCAUCUGGACCUCCAAGCAGCGCAUCCUUUGCACCCUGAACCACAGCCUGAAGGACGUCCUCAACUAUGGCCUCUUCCAGCCGGCCUUCAACGGCCGGGCGGGGAAGUUCCUGGACGAAGAGCGGCUGCUGAGGGAGUACCCCCUCAACCCGGACACCCCCGUCCCUUACCUGGAGUUCCGAUACAAGAGGCGCGUCUAUUCCCAGCCCCUGUUGGACGACAAGCAGUUCGCCAAGCUGCACACGAAGGCAAAUCUGAAGAAAUUUAUGGACUAUGUGCAGAGCCUGAGUGUGGAGAAGGUCAGCCGGUUGGUGGAGAAAGGACUGGACCCCAACUUUCAUGACCCGGACACUGGAGAAUGCCCCCUGACCAUGAGUGCCCAGCUGGAGUUGUGUGCCGAGAUGAUCAAAGCCUUGAAGAGCGGUGGUGCCCACUUGGACUUCCGAACCCGCGAAGGGAUGACGGCUCUGCACAAGGCCGUCCGAUGCCGGAAUCACACUGCCCUGCGGACGCUGCUCGACCUGGGUGCCUCUACGGAUUACAAGGACAGCCGGGGGCUGACCCCCCUGUACCACAGUGUCAUGGUGGGGGGGGACCCCUACUGCUGCGAGCUCCUCCUGCACGACUACGCCAAGGUGGGCUGCAUCGAUGAGAACGGCUGGCAAGAGAUCCACCAGGCCUGCCGCUACGGACACGUCCAGCACCUGGAACACCUCCUCUUCUAUGGGGCGGACAUGACUGCCCAGAACGCCUCGGGAAACACUGCCCUGCACAUCUGCGCCCUCUACAACCAGGAGAGCUGUGCCCGGGUUCUCCUCUUCCGGGGAGCCAGCAAGGAUAUCCGGAACUACAACAGCCAGACGGCCUUCCAGGUGGCCAUCAUUGCGGGCAACUUUGAAUUGGCGGAAAUCAUCAAAACCCACAAAGAGUCCGAUGUUGUGCCUUUCCGCGAGACCCCCAGCUACACCAAGCGGCGGCGGCUGAUGGGGGCGGCCGGGCUCUCCUCCCCGCGCCUGCUCCAGCGCUCGGCCAGCGACAACAACCUGAAGGCGGAGAGCCGGCCGUCCUACUCGCCGGCGCCCUCGCUCCGCGGCCUCCCCCCGCAGCUGCUGGCCCAGUAUCUUAAUGAAAAGAAGGACCGUAGUUUGGAGAGCCAGCAAAUGCUACCACUGGCUGGCCCCAGAGUAGGGAGGGACAGCGUAACCUAUGUCUUCGUUUACAGCCCCGGCGGGAGCGGCAGCGGGCCUGGGGGGGCGCCGGGCGCCGGGCCGGGCGUGGAGCACACCCCGCACGCCGCGCCGGCUCCGCUGCGGGGCCCCAAGAAGAAGCUGUACAGCGCCGUGCCCGGCCGCCGCUUCAUCGUGGUCAAGAGCUACGCGCCGCAGGGCGAGGGCGAGAUCCAGCUCAACCGCGGAGAAGCCGUCAAGGUGCUCAGCAUCGGAGAAGGGGGCUUCUGGGAAGGAAGCGUGAAAGGACGGACUGGCUGGUUCCCGGCAGAAUGCGUGGAGGAAGUGCAGAUGCGGCAGUUCGAUUCACGACCAGAGACGAGAGAAGACCGGACCAAGAGGCUCUUCCGACAUUACACCGUGGGCUCCUACGACAACUUCACUUCACACAGCGACUACAUCAUCGAGGAGAAGGCGGCCGUUCUGCAGAAACGGGAGCAUGAGGGCUUCGGCUUCGUCCUGCGCGGCGCCAAAGCGGAAACGCCAAUCGAGGAGUUCACCCCAACGCCAGCUUUCCCGGCGCUGCAGUACCUGGAAUCGGUGGAUGUGGAGGGCGUGGCGUGGAGAGCAGGACUGCGCACAGGGGACUUCCUGAUUGAGGUGAACGGAGUGAAUGUGGUGAAGGUGGGGCACAAGCAGGUGGUCUCGCUCAUCCGCCAGGGGGGAAACCACCUGGUGAUGAAAGUGGUCUCGGUCAGUCGCAAGCCAGAGUCGGAAGACGUGGUUCGGAAGAAAGCCUCGAUGCGGAGGAGGAAAGGGGAGAAGCUGGACGAGAUCUUGGCAGCGGCUGAGCCCUCGCUGAGAGCAGACCUGGUGGAGGCAGAUUCCCGGGCAGCCACCGUGAAGCAGAGGCCCACCAGCCGGCGCAUCACCCCUGCAGAGAUCAGUGUGACCACAGCGAGGCUGCAACGGCCCNUCUACGACACCGUCCGCUCCAGCUUCAAGCCGGGCCUGGAGGCCAAGCUGCACGGGCUGCCGCCAGUCAUCAGCGCGGCCGAGAUGUACGACCAGGCCAGGGCCAGCAUCCCUUACCCCGAGCGGCAGAAGCGGGCGCGCUCCAUGAUCAUCCUGCAAGACUCCUCCCACAUCCCCGUGGAGCCCACCGACAUCCCCCGGCCAGGCCCCUCGGCCACCCCGCCGGAGAAGCUGAAGCGGAAGGGGCGCGGGGCGGACAACCCCUACGCCAACAUGGGCCAGUUCAAUGUCAGCCUCUUCGCCCCCACCAAGCCCCAGCGCAAGAAGAGCCCCCUGGUCAAGCAGCUGCAAGUGGAGGACGCGCAGGAGCGGGCGGCACUCUCCGUGGCUGGGGGCUUCCCCCGGGAGCCCUCCCCCACCCGGCGGGGCCACCGCCUGAGCGGGAUGGACUUCACCUCCCAGCAAGUGGAGACCGCCAGCCUGCCCUUUGCCACGGCGGUCGCGGGGGCCAUGAAAGAGCGAGACCGGCGCCUUGAUGAGAAGCGGAAAUCCACUGUCUUCCUUUCCGUGGGGGCCAUAGAGGGGAGCCCCCCCACCAUCGACAUGCCAUCGCUGCAGCAAUCCCGGUCCAUCGACGAGCGUCUGCUGGGCAGCCGGGACGUCCUGCUGCCUUCCCCCGUCUCCGCUCUAAAGCCAUUCCUCAGCAGCCCCUCGUCGACCUUCAUCCACCCUCUGACGGGGAAGCCCCUCGACCCCAACUCCCCCCUGGCGCUGGCGCUGGCCGCGAGAGAGAGAGCCCUCUCCACCCAGGUCUCCUCCCGAGUGGCCACCCCCAUCCACAGCCCCGACUCCGACCGGGCGGCCCCCUUGUUUGUGGACAUCCAAACCAAAGAGCAAGAGAGGGGGGAGCUGGAAGGCCGGGGGUCCCCCGCCUAUUCUCCAGGGUCCAAGGCGCCUACACCCAGCUCUCUGACCCCUACCCAGAGCCCCUGGGGAAUGCCCGGAAGUGCGAGGAAGGAGGGCGAGGCACGGACCGAGACUCCGGUGAAGGAGGUGGAGGAGAAGAAGGUGGAGGAGAGGAAAGCCAUGAUCCUCAGCAUCAUGGACACCUCGCAGCAGAAGACGGCCGGCCUCAUCAUGGUGCACGCCACGAGCAACGGGCAGGACCUGGGCUUCGACAUGAAGGAGGAGAAAACCCCUGUCCCAGAGCGGGGGCCGGAGCCGGGGGAGGUGUCCAUGAUGGAGGCCCAGCCCAGUCCCGUGGGGAAGGCGCCCGUCAGCCCAGCCUUGGACAAGACGUUCGGACAAGGGAGCUCGGAGGAGGACGUGGAGACGUACACGGUCACUCUGCCCCCCGCGCAGCUCUCCUCCAGUGACGAGGAGACCAGGGAGGAGCUGGCGAAGAUUGGCCUGGUGCCGCCACCCGACGAGUUUGCAAACGGGGUACUGGUCACCACCGCUGGCACACCUCUCAGCCAACUGGCUGCUCCAGCCAUCGCCCCGCCAUCCGUGCCAGCGGCAGCGGCCCUGCCUUCUACCACUGGUGGAACACCCUCAGGGAAGCCCUCUGAUGCCCCCACCGCCCCCGAGUCUGCCGCAGACUCCGGGGUGGAAGAGGUGGACACCAGAAGUUCAAGUGACCAUCACCUGGAGACCACAAGCACCAUCUCCACCGUCUCCAGCAUGUCCACGCUGUCCUCCGAGAGCGGGGAGCCCACCGACACCUACACCUCCUUCGCGGAUGGGCACACUUUUGUACUCGAGAAGCCGCCAGUGCCUCCAAAGCCGAAACUCAAGUCCCAGACCAGCAAGGGGCCGGUAACCUUCAGGGACCCACUUUUGAAGCAGUCCUCGGACAGCGAGCUCAUCUCCCAGCAACACACGGCCAUCCUGGCGUCCGCCAGCGUCGGCCGGCCACGCUACCUCUUCCAGCGAAGGUCCAAGCUGUGGGGGGACCCCCUGGACAGCAGGCCCCUCCACGGGCCGGAAGACGACAAGCCAACUGUGAUCAGCGAGCUGAGCUCCCGCCUGCAGCAGCUCAACAAGGACACCCGCUCCCUGGGGGAGGAGCCCGCCGGGGGCGUCAUCGACCCUGGAAAGAAGACCCCCAUGGUGGCAGCACGACUUUUCAGUAGUUUAGGAGAACUAAGCACCAUUUCCCAGCGCAGCUCCGGCACCACCUACACCGUGCGUCCUGGCAGCCGCUACCCUGUGACCCGUCGCACUCCCAGUCCGGUAAAGCCUGCCCUGGAUAGGACAGACCCCCUGAGCACCGUCCGGCCCUACGGGCUGACCCCGCCCACCAUCCUCAAAUCUUCCAGCCUCUCCAUCCCCCACGAACCCAAGGAGGUGCGCUUCGUGGUGCGCAGCGUCAGUGCCCGGAGCCGCUCCCCCUCCCCCUCCCCUUCCCCGGGGCCCCCCCUGCACUCCCUCCACCCCCUGCGGCCCUUCAUGCAGAAGCCCCUCCAGCUCUGGAACAAGUACGACGUGGGGGACUGGCUGGAGAGCAUUAACCUGGUGGAGCACAGAGACAAAUUCGAGGACAACGAGAUUGAGGGCACCCACCUGCCCGCCCUGACCAAGGAGGACUUUGUGGAGCUGGGGGUGACGCGGGUGGGGCACCGCAUGAACAUUGAGCGGGCACUCAAGCAGCUGGCAGAAAGCUGA